Python bivittatus (Burmese python) is the source of this 4902-nucleotide messenger RNA. RefSeq names its product tectonic family member 3 (gene TCTN3). Gene Ontology annotation, biological process: smoothened signaling pathway; cilium assembly. Lineage: Eukaryota; Metazoa; Chordata; Lepidosauria; Squamata; Pythonidae. The record is from RefSeq and is a predicted model, not a curated record.
UCUAAGCAACGCAGAGAUGCGUCUAUUAUGGCAGCGAGGAGGCUCUUAUUCUCAUUGCUGCUCUUGCUGUCGGAGUUGUGGUGGGAGUCCGAGACUGACAAUGUCACUCUAAAAGCAGAAAACUUCUCCACGGAGGAAACGCCCCUCACCGGGACGCCUCCCAGCGGAACUUCCGACGUGCAAACAGAAGAGGGUCUUGGACCCCGUGUUGAUGCUUUGUCAGACUGCCCCUGUGACCUGCAUCCAGGCUUCUGCGACCUCAAUUGCUGCUGUGAUUCACAUUGUGGUUCAGAAUGCAACCUGGGUGCGCCUGGGUGCCCCUUCUCUUUCUGUCUUCCAGGCAGUACCAGAGUUGUGAGUCGGGUAUGUUUGGAAAAGUCCCUCAUUUUCCGAAAUAACACUCCCUUCCAUACUGAAGUCCUUCCAGGUCCUGAUGGAUGUGUAUUACUCUUCUGUGUACAGUUAAAUGAUUCCACACUGAACUAUUUACAAGUGCCACAGAUGGUGACAGAAGUAAAUUUUCCAGUACUUUCAGCACAAUAUGGAGGGUCAUCAUUCAUCCCUCUGGAACAAGUUUGGUCUUCUCCAUCUGCCUUUUAUCAAGUGGGGGACCCAAUUCAGAUUUACUUUGCUGCAUCAUCUACACUAAGUGUGCUUAAGCAGCCUGUGGGCAUGGGAGCUAGCCAGGUUUGCACUGAUGAGAAUCCUGCUGGUUUCCUGGAAAGUAAAACCACCAGCUGUAUUAGGAUCCUUACUGACCUGAGGAGCAGUUGUACCUCUGACCCUGCAUUGGAUGCAACUUCAUAUUAUCAUAACUUCAGUGUAUUGCAGGUCCCAGUCAGUUUUAGUGAUUUUCAACUUUUACAGAUCCACAUCAUCCCACAUUCUGAGCCUGCAGCUCCUUGGCUGAAUGGCAGUACAUGCCACAACGUUGUUUCUGAGGUGAAUUAUGAGGUGGAGUUUAAUGGGAUCCAUGGAAUCCAAAAGGUUUACAUUGAGUUCAAAGUGGUCAGUAUAUCAGGAAAUCCAGGAGUCACAUUACAGCAACGUUUUUCUCUGCAUUUUGGGAGCAGAAGACCUUCUUUCACUAAACGAAGAAGUGGAAAUCCUGGCUAUAUCAUAGGAGCACCACUAAGAGCUUUAUAUAAUGGGAUCCAGCAACACGUAACCAUUUUACAAAACCAAGCUAAUGGCCAGUGCUCAGCAACUGAGAGAUUUACAGUACAAUUUGGGGAGAAUGUAAGGACAGGCUGCCAAUUCAGUAUACCCUUCAGACCUGAGGAAACAAACUGCAGCCACUUGCAGGAGCUGUUUUACCAAGCCUUUGAAGGAGGACUCAGCACAGGGCAUUUGGCCAUAACUGGCAAUGCUGAUCCAAGCCAUCCAGGGGAGUGGACCAGCAUUUUUACCCAGAGGUGUAAGCUGCAGGAUGGGCAUUGUAUGAUUCCUGUUUUCCUGGAGAUUCAGGUGAUAUGGGCUAAUAUGGGCCUCUUAUCUAAUCCACAAGCUCAAGUAUUGGGUGCACGGUAUUACUAUCUCUGCAGGCCUCUGAAGUCUCUGGGUAUAUAUAUGAACAUGUUGUCUUUGACAAGUAUAGUUACCUUCACAGAUGUUACCAAAUGGCCAGAGUCACCACGUGGUCAACCUGAAUUUUAUAGGAAAUUUCCAUUUGAUUUUUUCUUCCCUUUUAAAAUGGCAUUGAAUGGAGUGAGUAGUUCAUGCAACGUAUUGGGUACUUUGCUGAUGUCUUUAAUGCUUUAUGGAAUAUUUGUGAGCUGAAGAUACAUCCUUCUAAUACAGAAAAAGAGUAGCAUUUUGCGUAACACAGAAUCAAAAAUGGUUGCGUGAUGAGAGUGUUUAAGAGACUAACUUCCUAAAGGAAAGACCACUGCAACAUCUAUGUGUCAGAUGAUUGAGAUGUUUUUCAACCAGUCUCAAAGGUUGCAUAGAUUAUGUGGACAUGUUGAAAAACCAGUAGACCAUAACAAGUUGAUCAUAUGUAUGCCAUUUAACAUUUACCCCCUGAUGACAGCUGCAAGCAAUUGUUCCAUAAGUAAUUGCUAUAUCUGUUUCGUUUAUGGAUGGGCUUUUGUGACAGGUCUGCUAUCAGCCUGGGGAAUGUAAGAGACAGGUUCCAAAGUGAUAAUGGCAGAGGUUCUUUUCGUGUUCUGAAGCUUCUGAAUUCCUGUCAUCUGUGCAACCCCUUGUCUUUCUUCUCCUGCAUAAAGGUGCUUUAGCUUGAAACCAGGCAUCUUUAGACUUCAAGAAAAAUUUUCCUUAAUCAUGGAAUCUUAGUAUCUUUUUCAAGAUGAAUGAACUAUAUCAAAGUAUGAAGAAUCCUGUAAUUUUCAGUAUGCCUUUCUUUUCCUGUUAGGAGUAUGAAUGAGACAUUUGAUAAAUUAAAACUCAGUAAUUAACACAAAUACUUACCUUCAUAGGUAUUAUUUAAAAGCUAAUCUUCUUUCAAUUAAAUAAUGUUCAUGCUGUUGUUGUUGUGACUGUUUAUAAUACUAGUUCUUCGCUCAUAGGAUGUUCCAGUCCUUCCUAAAAGAGUGAACCUGAGACAUGAUAACUAAAGCUAUAAUAUAAGAAAAUAUAGCUGCCUUAAUACCAGAAUCACUCUUUAAAUUGAAGUUAUUUAAUGCAUACUACAUUAAUAUAUUAAUAUACAGUAAGUAUUUGGUAAGAACUGGGAAUUUUAUGAGUGUUGUAAACUAUGAACAUUUCCACUCUCAUGUAUUACAAAUAUAAUACAAAUAUAAGCUUUGCAAUGGUGGCACACAGUGGAUAUGACAAAUUGUCACUGAUUAUUGUAGUUUCAUGCAGUAAUAAAAAUUCCAGCAUGCUUUCUUUCAUGCUUUGAAUUUCCCUUUGCUCAAGCAGUUGGACUAAUUGAAUUCUUAUGAAUGAUUGUUAGCAUUUCUCAGCCAUACACAAGAAUGCUAGCCAUUCUUUAAUAUUUUAAACCAUAUAUGUCUUUAAAUCUAUUUGCUAUCAAAUCACUGUUACAUUAGAACCACCCUUAACAAAUGAAUGAUAUCUUUGAGAAACAAGGAAUAUUAUCAUGGACUAACUCAGAAAUGCAGUCCUACAUUCAAAUUAUUUAGCUUUAGGUAGAUUUCAGAAUUCUACAGACUCUUUAAUAUAAUAAAAACUAGGUUUGAGCUAAUUUCACAAGAGGAAUGAAUAAAAUAACAAGCAUUUUAAACUGUUAUUGGUCUUAUCAAAACAUGCAUAUACAGCAGAAUAGAUAUUGAAUCACCUCCCCACACCAAGCCUGUUUUGAUGAAAAGAAAUAUGAACUGGAACAGAUUUCAGGGUUGUAGGGGAAAAGAAGCUCCUGAUGCACGUACAGAAAUGUGCUCAAAGAAAGUUGGAUUUAGCAUUAUAUUUUUUCUGUCUUGUAUCUUAGUUAUCUAUUCUGAUAUACAUAUUGUUCAGCUUUUUUACUUGAAAAAGUUCAUAACAUAUCCAUGAUGAUCAGCUGGAAAGAGAAUACUUUUCAAACCUCCAGCUACCAUUUCAGAAUCUCUUUUAGUCCUAUAGUAGACAAAUACAGUGACCUUCUACCUUGUCAACUCUAAAAUAAGGACAUUGUAUGAAAAAUUAGUUUCAGAGUCCAAAUAGGAGAGCUAGCAAUUUAUGACUUUCCAGUUGGAAUGUGAUACAGUAGUGCUUGGCCAAAUGCCUGGCAUCUGUUUUCAAGACACAUGGGGUUAUAGCAGAAGUAUUGCUGGGGUACUUGUUCUCAGCAGUUGUGUUCAUACAUGCUUGCUUUUUCAUAGUAAGCCCAAACAAACCACAUUACACUGAAUAUGAUGCUCUAGUUCACAACACUCUAAGACAUGUGGUAUGUUUGCUUUGGCUUACCCAUUGCAGUUUAUAAUCCAUAGUGUAACUCACAGGCUUAGCAUAUUGUUCAAAUGCAACAGAAGUUUAUACCCAAUAGCCUGCUUUUCCUGAUGGUAAGAAACUAAAGCAGUUUCUCUUGAGCAUGUAUGCACUGGCUAUUUCUUUGAUAAAACAUAAUUGAGCAUACUAUAAAUAAUGUGUGUAGUCUACAUCUAAUGUAAAAUCCAAUCUUUUGGGAUACUUUGUGUGAAAGGUUCUACCUUGUUGCAAAGAUAUUGAGGCCUAUCUGCAUAAUCAUAUUUAGUGUGUUUUAACUGCUUUUUCAUAUCCAGUCUUUUAAAUCCUGUGUAAUGUGUGUCAAAGAAUGGAUCAAGAGUACAGAAUGUUAUUUCAUUAUUAAAGCUAAGAAAGAUUUAACCCUUUUGUAUGUAUAUCUCUCUGUAAGGCUAAGCUGCUAUGAGCUUCCAAUAAGGAAAAUCAAAAUAAAUAAAAUAUCACUGUGUACCAUCAUUAGAAAGGUUAUAAAAUAGGAGAUACAUUAUUUCAGCAUGUAUCAACUUUAUUCUGAGAUAUGGAAGUGAGAAGUGAAAUUUCACAACUAAUUAUGUGAAUUGGUAGAAUUCUGUGCUGUUAAAAAUUAUUUUUCCUACUUAAAUAUGUUUUUCCUAUGUUUUCUUGGGAUGCUCAGCACAGCACCCAGAGUUAGUUCCCUCUCAGGUGUAGUGGGUGUGCAUUGUGGCUCAAGAUUUAUAUCACCAAAUUACAUAUCUGAUAACAUGGCAAUACAGGUUUUUUUAAAAAACGUUAUGUAAUGAAAGCAAUAAAACAAAUCAAUCUUUAUUACAACACUUUCAAUAUCUUCAAAAAUUCUAAGCUGGAUUGGAAUUUUAACCUGUAUCUUACCAAUUAUUUUAGAUUUUAGAAAGUGAUUUUUAAAAACAAAAUUGGAUUGAAAUUUCAGUUUAGGAUGAUUUGAUUAAUUGGUACUGAUGAAAAUAAUUUGUUACUUGGUCUGCACUGUUUGUAAGUAUUUUAAUUAAAGUAUUUUUU